UUUGUUUCCAACCCCAAAUGGCGCCCAAAGCAGAGAAGAAGCCAGCCGAGAAGGCCCCGGCAGAGAAGGCUCCCGCCGAGAAGAAGCCCAUGGCCGGCAAGAAGCUCCCCAAGGAAGCCGGAGCGGCCGCCGGAGACAAGAAGAAGAAGAGGAACACGAAAAGCGUGGAGACCUACAAGAUCUACAUUUUCAAGGUCCUCAAGCAGGUCCACCCAGACAUUGGGAUCUCCAGCAAGGCCAUGGGUAUCAUGAACAGCUUCAUCAAUGACAUCUUCGAGAAGCUCGCUCAGGAGUCUUCCAGGCUUGCGAGGUACAAUAAGAAGCCGACGAUUACUUCUCGGGAGAUCCAGACUGCUGUCAGGCUUGUGCUUCCUGGUGAAUUGGCCAAGCACGCCGUUUCGGAAGGGACCAAGGCUGUGACCAAGUUCACAAGCUCUUGA
Messenger RNA from Argentina anserina (silverweed cinquefoil), 440 nucleotides. Its product is annotated as histone H2B-like. Lineage: Eukaryota; Viridiplantae; Streptophyta; Magnoliopsida; Rosales; Rosaceae. Gene Ontology annotation, cellular component: nucleosome. The record is from RefSeq and is a predicted model, not a curated record. Gene Ontology annotation, molecular function: structural constituent of chromatin; protein heterodimerization activity; DNA binding. Bases 18 to 440 code for a protein of 140 amino acids. The transcript has a single exon.